Molecule: messenger RNA, 639 nt
Organism: Auxenochlorella protothecoides
Lineage: Eukaryota; Viridiplantae; Chlorophyta; Trebouxiophyceae; Chlorellales; Chlorellaceae
Product: Protein atp11, mitochondrial
Exons: 4
Coding region: 1-639 (212 amino acids)
Biological process (GO): mitochondrial proton-transporting ATP synthase complex assembly
Cellular component (GO): mitochondrion
Source: RefSeq, a predicted model, not a curated record
AUGUCACCCCGGAGCCAGGGCCCCAAGUCUGCAUGGAACCUGCUGCAGGCCUCCCGGCGAUGCUACUCUCUGGGUGGAGUGUCCGCACCUUCCAGUCGGAAUCUGUGGGACAUUGUUAAACGGGCAGAGUUUGAGAACCACGAUGCCAAGCACGUUCACGACAUCUGGAUGGAGUUCCACGCCGACCCACUCAAGCACCGGGUGGCAGACGUGAUGACGGCGGCGCAGUAUGCUGUGUUCAGCGAGAAUGCCGCACGGAGUCCCAUGUUUGUGCUGCCCAUCUUCAAGGGCCCCAAUGCAUUCGAGACCAUCAUGGUCCAGUGCCAGCUGCCGUGCGUCCUCCUGACGUCGCUGGAGGAGUACAAGCGGCAGGGUCCCGUGGCUGUACCAUUCAUGACCAUGACCCACUACACGGAGCUGCAGUCUACCAAGUCGGUGGUGCUGGUGCGAGGGGACAUCGUGGACCCCAACGCCCUCACCCGCUUCGAGGCCACCAGCCUCAUGAGGAUGGUGCACGAAUUUUACACGGAGAGAGCCAAGCACGUCUUUGUGCACGCCUUCAACCACAACCCGCCCUCCUUUGACUUCAAGCGCAUGCUCGACUCGAUGGGCCACGACACCUCCAACCUGCCGCGAUGA